UAAACAGGAAAAAGGGGGAGACUUGAAAUCUUUUGACGUUCACUAAGAAGUUAGUAGCCGUGAGUAGUCAGUAUCUAAAAAGCUAAGACUGCAUCGAGUUAUUUGAUUGUUUAUCUACAUUCUACUUGUGAAGUUUUACUUGCGUACCUUGACCGUAAACCUAAGGUUUAGCGGGCUAAGUUGUGGGAAUUACUUAUCCAAGAUAAUUGCACAUCCAAGAAGUCAUAGCAAACGUACUAUUCUCAGAGAACGGUAAUCACUGGAAGCUAGGUAGAUAUGCAGAGGAGUACUCGUCUUAAACGUGAACUACAGAUGCUCACGACUGAACCACCCCCGGGAAUAUCAUGUUGGCAGUCGGAUGAUCAAAUUGAUGACCUUAGAGCUCAAAUAGUUGGGGGUGGAAACACGCCAUUCGAAGGAGGCCUGUUUUCUCUGGAGGUCAACGUGCCUGAAAGGUACCCCUUUGAACCACCCAAAAUUCGUUUCCUGACUCCAAUAUAUCACCCAAACAUUGACAAUGCAGGGCGCAUUUGUCUGGAUGCACUAAAACUUCCACCCAAGGGUGCUUGGAGGCCAUCUCUGAACAUCUCCACAGUGCUCACCUCUAUCCAGCUCCUUAUGGCCGAGCCUAAUCCAGAUGAUCCUCUCAUGGCAGACAUUUCCUCAGAAUUUAAGUAUAACAAGAAAGUUUAUCUGGAGAAAGCCAGAAGCUGGACGGAAAAACAUGCUGUCCAGAGAAAUUAUGGCCAAGUGAAAUCUGGAGAGAAGGCUCCUGAGGUUCUAAGUAAAGACUCAUCUCGCAAGAGAGAACCUCUCAAGGAACAACCACAAGAGUCUAAGAGAGUCUGCCUUUAGUUUAGUUUAGUUUAGUUUAGUUUAGUUUAGUUUAGUUCUUAGUGAUUGUGUACAGCCUUUUGUCAUAUUUUUUUCUUAAUGCUCAGAUUCACCAAAUGGGUCUGUGAACAUCUUACAACAUUUUCUUUUGUGUGGCCCUAGUUUGUGUGCCACAUUUUCGUUUCACUUUCAUAUAUGCUGCUAAAUAAUUUCCUCCAGUAUGUGUCUUUUUCUUCUAGCCCAUGUAAAUAAUCAAAUAUUUUAGGUGUUCUUUCUAUUUUCUGUAAAAUAAAUCUUUAUUCAA
Messenger RNA from Clupea harengus (Atlantic herring), 1138 nucleotides. It is a transcript of the gene ube2t, whose product is annotated as ubiquitin-conjugating enzyme E2T (putative). The record is from RefSeq and is a predicted model, not a curated record. NCBI's taxonomy places the organism in Eukaryota, Metazoa, Chordata, Actinopteri, Clupeiformes, Clupeidae.